AUGCCCGCACAGCAAUCCCAGCCUCCCCUGGCGCUGCCCCCAACGCUGUCGCCAGAGACCCUCGACGCCCUGACCGAGCUGGCGGCCAUAGUGUCGCGCCUGCGCCCGCCACAAUCGCUCCCCGGCGGCAUCACGGUCAACACUCCCGGGGCGGCCGCGACGCCGGCGGCGGGCAUCGGCAUCGGUGGCCCCAGCGGCGCGACCAUAUCCAUCAAGGACGUGCCCAACGCGACCGACACCGUCAAGCACAAGCUGCAGCGGGCACGGGCGCAGGUCAAGGCCCUGCCCGACAUGUCCAGGACCGUCGAGGAGCAGCGGGAGACCAUCGCCCGGCUCGAGGAGACGAUACGGCAGCAGCAGGAGGUCCUAGCGGCGCUGAGGAGCGUAGAUGGCGCGCACGGUCUGGACGCGGCCGACGAAGGGGGCGACAAGAUGGAUAUGUGA
Molecule: messenger RNA, 444 nt
Organism: Pyricularia oryzae 70-15
Lineage: Eukaryota; Fungi; Ascomycota; Sordariomycetes; Magnaporthales; Pyriculariaceae
Exons: 1
Coding region: 1-444 (147 amino acids)
Biological process (GO): regulation of transcription by RNA polymerase II
Cellular component (GO): mediator complex
Molecular function (GO): transcription coregulator activity
Source: RefSeq, a predicted model, not a curated record